AUGAGACGUAUCUUCCACUCCCACCCAAUACAAUCCCCUAUGGCGCCAAUGUUACUACCCUUAGCCAUGCCCCAUGGCUUCUUGUUUGUACUGAACUACCCUGAGCCUGUGGGUAAGCUGCACGUGCCACUGAAGCAGCUCAAAGAAUACGACAACAAAAUCAUCGAAUGCACCUGGGACCCUCUCAUAGGGCCGGAUGGCGCCCAAUGGACCAAAGAAAGAAUCCUGGCAACUCAAAAGAGAGACCCCAAGUUCAAGUGCGGCAACUGGAAGUUCAUGCGCAUCCGCACAGACAAGUCACUGCCCAACGGAUUCAAAACACUUCAGGGCUGUUUACGGAGCAUCAGUCAUGGACUGACCGAAAAGGAACUACUCGAGUUUGUGAGCACAAAAGCCAAACCAUACCACGAAACGGCCGACAACCGGUUACCGGAAAUCAAGCAUCCCGGCGGUAAUCACCAUGACAACAGCCAACUCACCACCGGAUCUGAACACCCUGACGCUGGCGAGAGACCCAUAGCACUUUAA
Sphaeroforma arctica JP610 is the source of this 528-nucleotide messenger RNA. RefSeq lists its product as hypothetical. Gene Ontology annotation, molecular function: mRNA guanylyltransferase activity. The transcript is spliced from 4 exons. The record is from RefSeq and is a predicted model, not a curated record. The coding region runs from base 1 to 528 and encodes 175 amino acids. NCBI's taxonomy places the organism in Eukaryota, Ichthyosporea, Ichthyophonida. Gene Ontology annotation, biological process: 7-methylguanosine mRNA capping.